UAUCACGUGACACGUAGGUGUGUUUACACUCUUACUGUUUACUUCCGUGUUGUUGAGUUAAAAUCUGUAAAAUGUCUCAUCAAACCGGCAUUUCAGCUUCUGAUGAAUUGAAGGACUUCCUUUCACAUUCAAGAGAUGGCGGAUUCAGACUGAUAAAGAUUGCCAUUAAAGAUGAGAAAUUAGAGCUAGCAAACAGUGAAAAGGCUAGAGGAACUUGGGAAGAAGAUUUUAAUGACCUUGUGUUGCGCCAGCUGGAGGAGAAGCAGCCAUGCUAUAUCUUAUACAGACUAGACUCCAAGAACAACCAGGGAUAUCUGUGGAUAUUUAUAGCUUGGUCUCCAGAUUUUUCUCCUGUAAAAGAGAAGAUGAUAUAUGCGGCCACAAGAUCCACUAUGAAGACAGAGUUUGGCACGGGAAUAAUCCAGGAAGAAAUGUUUGGAACUACAGAGGCUGAUGUGAGCCUGGCAGGGUACAAGAAGCACCUGGAGCACCAGUCAUCACAGGCCCCACUCACAGCAGCCGAGGAGGAGCUCGAAUAUAUCAAGCACAACGAGACACGGACAGAUAUUCACAUAGACACGAAGCAUCAGACAAUGAAGGGUCUGGCAUUCCCCAUUUCGGACGAGGCUGCACACAAAAUAGUCGACUUUCACCAGGACAAGAUCUCCUAUGUGCAACUGAAGUUGGACCUGUCUGGUGAGAGUAUUGAGUUGUCAGACAGUGGCAAUGUCUCCACAGCCCAGCUCCCUGGCAAGAUCCCCACGGACGGAGCUCGAUACCAUCUCUUUACAUUCAAACACACACACGAGGGAGACUUCCUUAACUCUAAAGUGUUUAUAUACUCCAUGCCUGGAUACAAGUGCCCAAUCAAGGAACGGAUGCUCUACUCCAGCUGUAAAGGCCCAUUUGUUUCCCAGCUUGAACAACAGCUUCAGCUUCCCCUAGAGAAAAAGUUGGAAAUAGACGAUGCAGAAGAGUUGACUGAGGAAUUUUUGUAUGAUGAGCUCCACCCAAAGAAAAACAUUGCCACCAUGAAAUUUGAAAAGCCAAAGGGUCCCCAAAAACGAGGGCCAAGAAAACUGUUAAAGACCGCUGAAUAAGACAUUAAGUGCAAUUAGUUUUACCUUGUUUAUGUUCAUUUUGCUCUUUUGAUGUUGUUUUUGUUGGCUUCUAGCCAUGUGUUAUGAUUAUUCCAAGCCAACCGAACGCAAUAUGUGGCGAAAUCAUUUUCCAAUUAUGUGCAAAUUUUGAUGAUUGAUUUCAAUGUUGUCGGUAUUGAGUUUUAUUUUGUAUAAUUUCACAAAAAUGUAAGAUGUAAAUGAACAAUAUUUGAAGGGAAAGCUGAGCUACAAAUGUUUGAAGAACAUUACUGUGGCAUCAAGCCAAAAAUUACAAGGUCAAAUUAGCGGUUUCUAAAAUGUUCCAAGUAUUUUUGAUUGAUUAGAUUUUGUGAUUAGAGAAUUAGAAAAUUUUAAAGAAUAUGCUCCGAUUGAUUUUGAGAAUAUUGUACAAUGUCACUGAAAUGCUCUAAGGUUGUUAAAUGUAAUACACGAUAUGGUCAGAAUUGAUAUGCAUUUAUUUUGUCACCAAUUUAUUUUUGGACAAAAUGACUGUAUUUCAACCUUUGAAUAGAAUAAUUAUUUAUUUUUUCCAUGCAUAAUUUUACGCACUGCGACCUAUGUUAAAAGCCUUUGUUGUCUGUAUAUUUUAGUUUCCCUGUUUUAUAUUGUAAUUUAUUAAUAUAUAACGGUUAUAACCCUUACCCUAACCAUAUGUGAUUUAUGGUUAAACUGACUGCUACUGGGUUAAAAUUCCACCUCGAUUUUGUUUCUUCUAAAAGUAAUUGUUCGUCCACUUGAGAUGUUGAUAUUCACUGUGUACAAGUUAAUCCAACCCUCACCUUGGUGCUUCAUCUUUCCCAUAUAAAUAAGCUGGAACUGUUGUGAAAACCAUAUCAUGAUACUCAUGUAUGCCUUCUCUCAUCUUGCUGCACAUUUUGGCCCUCUUAUCAGAAGCAUAUGGCUAAGUAUGGUUCAGAGCCACUCAUUUCAAUUAUACACUUUGAAAGUGUCACAAAAUAAAUCCCAAGUGUAAAUUUUAAUUAUAAUAAACUUUGUCUAGACUGUUUUGAAACAUACAUAAAAAGUUCCCCCCAAAAAACAGAUUAAAAAAAUGCUUGUGUAAUAAUGUUGCUGACAAGACAGGCCACAAUGAGUGGACUGUGUGUACGGAACUUGUAUGACCUUCAUAUACAAUUAUUCUCAUUCUGUUACGUCGGUUACAAAUGAAUGUGAGCAAACUGAUUUGGUCUAUAUUUCGCGGGCCAAGUGCAGGACAGUUGUAACUUCAUAUAGCAAUAGAAGGCAUUUUAAAAGUCUUUCACUAAGCCCUUGAUUUGUGGGAAAUGACUGAUCAUUUUCAAAAACACUAUCAUAUUUUUCAAUAAUGCAGAUAGCAUACAUAAAUAAUUUUUCCGUUUUAACUUAUAAGCUAGUUUAUCUCAAGAUUAAAGAUGUAACAGUAUAUCUGCAAAGUCAUUUAUUUACUUAUGAAAACUGUCAGAUAGAUGUUACAUUUGUUAUCUAUAGUAUUCACUUUACAUUGGCUGAAUCAGGGAGCUUAUAUUCACACUUGUGAACUGUCCGAUUCUGUUGUUAUAUUGGAAUGAAAUAUGAAAUAAAAACAUAACAUAUA
Mya arenaria is the source of this 2694-nucleotide messenger RNA. RefSeq names its product twinfilin-1-like. The transcript has 10 exons. Gene Ontology annotation, cellular component: actin filament; cytoplasm; myofibril. NCBI's taxonomy places the organism in Eukaryota, Metazoa, Mollusca, Bivalvia, Myida, Myidae. Gene Ontology annotation, molecular function: actin monomer binding; actin filament binding. Bases 72 to 1100 code for a protein of 342 amino acids. Gene Ontology annotation, biological process: positive regulation of neuron projection development; actin filament depolymerization; barbed-end actin filament capping. The record is from RefSeq and is a predicted model, not a curated record.